GGAGACGCUGCGCCCCGCACUCGAUGAGGGAGAGCCCAGAGGCAUGGGGGAGCCCGUGAUGGUACCAGCCCGGGAGCCCUGCCGCGCAGGUGCUGUUCUUUCUUUGGUUUGCCGUGACUCUUAUGAAGCAUGGUGCCAGAUCAUCAAUGUGUCAGAAACACAGGCCCAUUUCUUUACCUAUCCAGACAACCAUUCCAAUGAAACAAACCUGAGUGUUUCCACAUAUGCGGGAAGCAAAUAUAGGCUCUAUGUGGGUGUGGCCCUGGCAAUUGGUUCCAGUAUUUUUGUUGGCUCCAGCUUUAUACUGAAAAAGAAGGGCCUUCUGCAACUGGCUGACAAGGGAGUCACCAGAGCUGGGCAGGGUGGAUAUUCUUACUUGAAGGAAUGGCUCUGGUGGGCAGGAUUACUUUCAAUGGGAAUAGGGGAGGCUGCCAACUUUGCUGCCUAUGCCUUUGCACCUGCAACCUUGGUUACCCCAUUGGGUGCACUGAGUGUUCUUAUAAGUGCAAUAUUGUCUUCCUAUUUUUUAAAUGAAAAGCUGAAUGUUCAUGGGAAGUUGGGCUGCAUAUUGAGCAUUUUGGGGUCAACGGUGAUGGUUAUUCACGCCCCUGAAGAAGAGGAGGUCACUUCUUUAGAUGAAAUGGAAAUAAAAUUGAAAGAUCCAGUGUUUAUUGCAUUUGCUGUGGUUAUAACUGUGGUCUCCCUGGUGCUGAUUUUUGUUGUGGCUCCAAGGAAAGGUCAGACGAAUAUACUGGUCUACAUAUCAAUUUGUUCAGUGAUUGGUGCCUUCUCUGUCUCAUCUGUCAAGGGCCUCGGCAUUGCCAUUAAAGAAAUACUGGAGCAGAAGCCGGUUUACCAACAUCCGCUGGUUUAUAUUUUGGUGGGGACUUUAGUGCUCUCAGUCAGCACUCAGAUCAACUAUCUUAACAAAGCAUUGGACAUGUUUAAUACAUCUCUAGUGACACCUAUUUAUUAUGUGUGUUUCACUACUACAGUUGUUACAUGUUCCAUCAUCCUGUUUAAAGAAUGGAAUAGCAUGGACCUGGGUGAUAUCAUUGGCAGCCUCAGUGGAUUCCUCACCAUAAUCAUAGGCAUUUUCCUUUUGCAUGCUUUUAAAAGUACUAAUAUCACCCUGAAGCAAUUGACAUCCGCAGCUAUAAAAGAACCCUCAUUGCCUCUGCAUGGAUAUGAUGCUCAUCAUACUUUAUUGGAGAACAUGGAGAGCCCAACCUUGGCAUAUGAGGAGGACAAUCCUUUGUUCAGUCGAGGAAAUGCACAGGGAGCUAUUUUCCAUUAAAAUUUUUAAAUGCAAACUACAUCCACCUACAUCAAUCGGAACUAUCUUUGCUUUUUUCCUGGGGAGAAAAAAACAUUUAUGAAGUGAGAUAAAUGUUGGCAACAACACUGUGUGCUUGGAGAAAUAGAUAAGUCACUGGGAUGUUAGUUAUUGAUUACAUACAACAAUUUUCCAUUCAACACCACAAAUAGAAACCCGGGCAAUUCAUUGCCCAUAUCUCUGACAGUAUAUGAAUUUCCUCAGUCUCCUUAUUGUGGUUUUAUCAAUUGAAAGACUUCCUUCUUCAUGCAAAGAAUUGCAAUAUGUGCAAUAUAUAUUGAUAAAGUGCAAUUUUCCUUCAUGAUAUGGGGUAGUAAACACUUUAAGUGACAGGCACUUUAUAAGUAUCUUAAUAAAGACAUUACUAGAAGAAUAUGAGUAUUUCAAAGAUUGAAAUGCUUAAUAUAUUGUCAAGAUAAAUGCAUAUAUAACAUUCAACUUUGAAGGCUAUCUAUUAGCAGAUGUCCUGAAGAAAACACAGCCUUCUCCCAUUAACAGUUCUAUACUAAAACUUAAUUUGUUUAAAUGAGAACUUCAUUUGUGAGCAUUGAGCCCAGUACAGAUAUUUUGAAACUUAUAAAAAGCAUACUUCUGUAGCAGUUGUCUGAUAUCUAGUCUCCAAGCUUUUUCUUUUUUCCUUUGUUAGUUCCUGUUUCUUGAUGUUAAAGUCCAGUUCUUCUGAGUCUUGAUUUUUUUCUAUAUAAAAGCUACACAUGGAGUUUUAAACUAUUUCUAAUGCACUAUAGUGCUGACUGUAUUAAGCAAAGGGAAUACUAUAGUCUAUCUUUACUGUAUUGAGUGAUCAAGCAUCAAAUCAUUGCAUUAAGUGAUUUGUCUAGCCCUUAUUUUCUACAGCUACUUAGUAUUUGCCUCACAAAUGUGUUAACUUCUUUAAAACUCUGUGUCUUGAUGGCCUAUUGCCUAUGUUGUAAGAGCCUCUAGGUCACAGUGUUGACCAUGAAACCUAUAAAAGACAACUAAUCUAUGCACAGAUGCUAUUUUAUUGUACAAUUUCUGUUUAACUUAUUUGACACCUCUUUUCCUGCGUAUUGUGAGCCAGAAAGUGACUUCAGCUAUCAAAGGUGUAGGUCCAAUAGACUAAUAUGGUCAAGUUCUAUAGCUUCUCCUCAGCACAACAUCACCGCACAGCGUGGCUCCCUUACUGAAUUCCAAGCCUCUUCAGCAGGAGGUGAUUUUAGGACUUGCUCAAAGGGAUGUGUAAAACUUGACUGUGUGUAACAAGGAAACACAAACUAAUCUUUUGCAAUUUAGAGAAUGAAAUGUUGCUCUUUCUACUUCUAUAAAGUAAGCCAGUGCUGUGAAGUGCACUUUAGUUUAGAUGCAUAAGAAAGUUGCUUUACUAACUUUGAAGAGUUCCUAACAAGAGGAAAAUGGACUUCAGUUCUUCACAAGUAUUUGUAUAUCUGCAUAACUUAUACGGUUGUGUAUUUUAUUUAUUUUGGGGAGGAAUUCUUAAUGUGUCUUAUUUGCUAAUGAUGAUCAUUUCCCCUUAUUAUAACAAUGUUUUGGAAACCACCAAAAAACAGACUAAUAAUGGUGUUCAGAACACUAGUUUAAAACCAUUUUAAUCCCAAGUUUUAAACUAAAUGUACCUUUUUAGCUUGGUUAUUAGGAUAGCUGGCACACAUUCACACAAACUCUAUCAGUUAUAGCAAUCAUUUGCAGAUUGCCUUUAAACCAUCCUCCUGUGAAAUACUAGUUUGACUGAAGUGGUUUGUCUAGCUUUACUCCUCAGUAAGGUAAAGUUUUUUAAAUGAACUUAUACUUGUACAUUUUUGCAUAUGCACAUGGGCUGCCUAUUUUUAAACCUGGCUCUGACAAAAUCUGCUUGGUUGUAAUAAGCAUGAAAUAAGUCUUUCCUGGUGAGCCUGCUUAGUUUGUAUUCAUACAAAGUUAACUUUGUAAAGAAAAAUGGACGUAAAACUUGUUUUUCGUAAAGUAUCAGAACCCCAUAGUUAAUGCUUAUUUUCAUUAUGUCAAGAACACUCUAGAAUGUCAAUAAAGGAAAUAAUUGUUUUUAUUGUGAGAUUUGAUUCUUAAAAUGUUUUUGAAUGAAUUACUUAACUA
Molecule: messenger RNA, 3424 nt
Organism: Gopherus evgoodei (Goodes thornscrub tortoise)
Lineage: Eukaryota; Metazoa; Chordata; Testudines; Testudinidae
Gene: NIPAL1
Product: NIPA like domain containing 1
Exons: 6
Coding region: 44-1297 (417 amino acids)
Biological process (GO): magnesium ion transport
Cellular component (GO): membrane
Molecular function (GO): magnesium ion transmembrane transporter activity
Source: RefSeq, a predicted model, not a curated record